AUGGUGGCAGCGGCGCAUUCGCAGCAACACGAUAUGAUGGCGACGAACCUGUCGACGAGUUUGCCUACCAGUCUGUCGUCAAAUCUGCAAGCGGUGAUGCAAGCUAGCCAGCACCACAACAACAAUAACACGAGCAGCAACGCGAGUGGCGGCCUCGGCAGCAGCAAUAGUGCCGGCAACAACAACGGCAAUUCGCCAUUGAAUCUCGGCCUGGCGAGCCCGGGCUCAGGUGGACCGCCCGAGAGUCCGUUGGAAAGUCCCUUGGCGAGCCCGUUAGGUCCGCUGAUGGAUCCAGCGGGCCACAUACCUAGUAGUGUAGAAGUCGGCAUCGGCGUGAGCGGCAUGACGUACAAGCCAGCACGGAGCUUCGUCAGUCCACGCCCGGAGAAUCUCUUCCAGGAGGACAUCGUUGAAGCUUGA
Mycetomoellerius zeteki is the source of this 420-nucleotide messenger RNA. Its product is annotated as homeobox protein 2-like. The coding region runs from base 1 to 420 and encodes 139 amino acids. Lineage: Eukaryota; Metazoa; Arthropoda; Insecta; Hymenoptera; Formicidae. The record is from RefSeq and is a predicted model, not a curated record. The transcript has a single exon.